Daldinia decipiens is the source of this 2229-nucleotide messenger RNA. Its product is annotated as actin-like ATPase domain-containing protein. The coding region runs from base 1 to 2229 and encodes 742 amino acids. The record is from RefSeq and is a predicted model, not a curated record. Lineage: Eukaryota; Fungi; Ascomycota; Sordariomycetes; Xylariales; Hypoxylaceae. Gene Ontology annotation, cellular component: Ino80 complex. Gene Ontology annotation, biological process: double-strand break repair; regulation of DNA-templated transcription. The transcript is spliced from 3 exons.
AUGGUCGGUAAAGUCAGUGAGAAGGUCCUCCUUCGGGAAGGACUUGAACGAACCGACAAUGGCAUGAAGCAGACGAGCUGGCCUGAUGUUACGCCAAUCAACCAAAAGAACUAUUACACUGACUACAUGAAACGCGAUGACCAAGUAUUAGCACUUCGACUGCAGGCCGAAGCGAAUAGAGAUAGACUCGUUCAGAGUGCCAAGGAUCGCGAUCGUGCUCUUGCGCGCAACGGACACGCUGAAGUACCGUUACCAGUUCCAGAUAUCCAAACCGAGGAUGCUGCUCCAGCAGUCAGCGAGGGCUUGGACCCUUCCAAGGUUAUUGUCAUACAUCCGGGGAGCCAGAAUCUCAGAAUAGGUUUUGCUAGCGACGCCUUGCCCAAGACUAUACCCAUGGCAAUUGCGACCAAGUUCCCCCAAACCGAAUCCGAAAUGCAUGAGGCUCUUCCUCGCCGACAGUUUGAAGCCGCGACUACAGACCAACAAUAUGGAGAGGAAUGGUCUAAGAAGUAUCAGAAGAUGUCUAAUGAUCUCAAGGUGGAUAUGCGAUCUAGGAAGCUUAGAGUGCUGCCAAAUUCAAAAGAGUUGGUUGUGAACCAUAAUAGACGAACUGAAUCGAAAGAGAUCUCACUACAUAAUGACCCUCUCCAGAUCGAAUGGACCGACGUUAAGACUCUUGAAGAUCCCAACUCGCUCGCCUCAUGCUUCAUAGGUCAGGCGGCCCAGCGUAUCCCCGACGACUCUAACCCCAAAUUCAAGCUAUGGUGGCCGAUGCAACACGGCUGGCUAAACGAGGACGAUUAUACGACUGCAGAGCAUUUAUAUGACGACUUCGAAACCCUUCUAGACAAGGCUAUUAGGCAUGAGCUUGGACUGACUAGGAAUAGUACAUGGAAGAACUAUAGCUGCGUCUUCGUGAUUCCUGAUUUGUACGACAAGAAAUACGUGGAACAGAUUCUCAAGUCGGGCAUGACUUGGUUCGAAUUUAGUCGGAUAUGUUUUAUUCAGGAGAGCAUGGCUGCGACAUUCGGUGCUGGGUACACGCAAGCGUGCGUGGUCGAUGUCGGGGCCCAAAAGACCUCGAUCGCGUGUGUUGAAGACGGGCUCUGCGUCGAGGACUCCCGCGUCAACCUCAAGUACGGCGGCUAUGAUGUGACGGAGACAUUUAUGAAGAUGAUGCUUUACGACCACUUUCCUUACCAGGAUAUUAAUCUUAGGAGACGGUAUGACUUUCUCCUAGCUGAGGAAUUAAAGAUCAAAUAUUGCACGAUGACCCAGACCGAUAUUUCAGUACAACUCUAUACUUUCCACCUCCGCGCUCCAAACCAACCGACGCGCGAGUACAGCUUUAAGACAUACGAUGAAGUCAUCCUCGCCCCGAUGGGCUUUUACGAGCCGGCUAUAUUUGAUAAUUCGGCCAAGAUACGUAGUCGGCGCAAACUAAUUGACCGCUCUUACAAUGCGUACGACGUCGGCGUACCCGACGACCCAGUUUCUGCGGCGCAGACUGCUAUUCUCGCUCUCAUCAAGCCUUCCGUAGUAUCCAAUGCCAACGGUUUCCCGUCAUCAUCUCUCGACCCUAACGUUGCUACGCCCAUGAAGGAGAAAUCUCAGCCCUUUAAUUUUCUUAGGGGCGACCUCAACAACGGGACGCCAGGUGGCUCGGCCGCAGCCUCGCCGGCCCCCGAAGGAGCAGCUACUCCCGUCCCACCGACUUUCCACUUUGGCGCCAACGGUACGGUAACAGGGACCGGUAGCCCAGCACCGAACGGGACAUCAACCGCGCGCAACGGGGCGUCCCCAGCUCCACCAGCAGGCAUGUUUGUAGACUCGGCAGCGCGCACGGCCAAGGCGCUGGCCGCGGAGCGGGAUGCUGUGCUGCCCGUGGUACCGCUCGACAUCGCGAUCCUGACGAGCAUCCAGAACGCAGCCAAAGGCGACGACAAGAAGCUGCGCGAUUACAUCGGCAGCAUCAUGGUCGUGGGCGGGGGCUCCAAGACCCCCGCCUUCACGCAGAUGCUCCACGAGAAGCUCAAGGCUCGCCGUCCCGAACUCGCCGACCGCGUGCUUAUCACGCACUCGGCCCGCGAUAUGGACGAGCAGGUCGUCGUCUGGAAGGGCGCUAGCGUCUUCGCCAAGCUCCCGGCCAAUGACUCCUGGAUCACGCCCUUCGAAUUCGAGAGGUUGGGUGCCAGGGUCCUGCACCAUAAGGUUCUUUGGGCUUGGUAG